This is a messenger RNA of Xiphophorus maculatus (southern platyfish), 2042 nucleotides long. RefSeq names its product V-type proton ATPase subunit C 1-A-like (gene atp6v1c1b). Gene Ontology annotation, cellular component: vacuolar proton-transporting V-type ATPase, V1 domain; lysosomal membrane. The coding region runs from base 236 to 1384 and encodes 382 amino acids. The transcript has 13 exons. Gene Ontology annotation, biological process: proton transmembrane transport. NCBI's taxonomy places the organism in Eukaryota, Metazoa, Chordata, Actinopteri, Cyprinodontiformes, Poeciliidae. The record is from RefSeq and is a predicted model, not a curated record. Gene Ontology annotation, molecular function: proton-transporting ATPase activity, rotational mechanism.
GCAGUGUGAGGGAGCGGUUGCGCAAACUCAGGACUUCUUCCUUGAUCAGCUGACCGUGAGUGAGAUGCCCAGUUGAAGGACCUGUGAAUGUUAAACCGUAUAUUUUCCGCUUCAUAUAUGGAAAGCUGUGUCUGUUUCAUUGAGUUAAAUCCCGAGACCAUCGCGUUGAGACCGUCAGGCUCAUCGUGACUUCUCUACACUGGUAGCUGGGUGAACAAACUUCCUGAAAGCAGCCAUGACAGAAUUCUGGUUGAUCUCCGCUCCGGGGGAGAAGACCUGCCAGCAGACAUGGGACAAGCUCAUGGUGGCCACUACACGGACCAAUAACCUGUCCACCAACCACAAAUUCAACAUCCCAGACCUUAAGGUUGGGACUCUUGAUGUGUUAGUGGGCCUGUCGGAUGAGCUUGCAAAGCUAGACACUUUUGUGGAAAGUGUGGUGAAGAAAGUUGCUCAGUACAUGGCUGAUGUUCUGGAGGACAGCAGAGACAAAGUCCAGGAGAACCUACUAGCUAACGGAGUCGACCUGGUCACCUAUAUCACCAGAUUUCAGUGGGACAUGGCUAAAUAUCCAAUCAAACAAUCCCUGAAAAACAUCUCUGAGAUCGUCUCCAAGCAAGUGACUCAGAUAGACAACGACCUGAAGGCCAGAGCUUCAGCUUACAACAAUCUGAAGGGAAACCUGCAGAAUCUGGAGAGGAAGAAUGCAGGGAGUUUGUUGACCAGGAGUCUGGCUGACAUAGUGAAGAAAGAUGACUUUGUGCUGGACUCAGAGUACCUGGUUACCAUGCUGGUGGUCGUCCCCAAGACGAACUACCUGGACUGGCAGAAGACGUAUGAGACGCUGGCAGAAAUGGUCGUACCUCGUUCCACUAAGCAGCUGUUUGAGGACAACGACAGCGGUCUUUUCAGUGUGACGCUCUUCAGGAAGGCUGUAGAUGACUUCAGACACAAAGCCAGAGAAAACAAGUUUACAGUGCGUGACUUCCAGUACAACGAGGAGGAGAUGAAGGCAGACAAAGAGGAGAUGACCCGCCUGUCCACAGACAAGAAGAAACAGUUUGGUCCUUUGGUGCGAUGGCUGAAGGUGAAUUUCAGUGAGGCCUUCAUCGCGUGGAUUCACAUAAAAGCGCUGCGUGUGUUUGUUGAGUCAGUAUUGAGAUACGGGUUGCCAGUUAACUUCCAGGCCAUGCUGCUUCAGCCCAACAAGAAGAACAUGAAGAAACUUAGAGAGGUGCUGAAUGACCUGUACAAACACCUGGACAGCAGUGCUGCCGUCAUUGACGCUUCCAUGGACAUCCCAGGUCUGAAUCUGAGCCAACAGGAGUACUACCCGUACGUUUACUACAAGAUCGACUGCAAUCUUCUGGAUUUCAAAGUCUGAAAACCUGGCUAUUACCUUAAUAUGCUGUAAUGUUUUGAUGUCACAUGCUUACUUUACAAGCUUUAAUUUAUUUUGUUCUUUCACCCGAUUUUUCCCUCUUGUUUCCCUCUUUUGGUUUCCAUUAAAAUAUUUUCUUGUACAUUUCUAAGUCAACACAUCAAGUAUGACUUUCUUGUAAGAAUACAAAAGUGCUCAACUCUACAGAUUUUUGUUGUUUGUUGUUUGCUCCUCGUUGUAUAUCCAUAGUCUCUCCGGUGACUCUCAGGAGCACUGGUGACAUUCCCUAUUUACCGUAAAAAAAUGCAUUUUUAGUGGAGAAGUAAACAUGUGGGAGAUCUGAGAGUACGGCUAAACACCGUGAUAAUUUAUGCCUCAGUAUAAACAACCGUGUUUUCUUUGUUGCUUUUUUCAAAUGUGUUGUGUUUAUUUAUCAAAAAUAGGUACCUGUUUAUAUGUACGAUUAAAACACUGCAUUCCUUCUCUUGAUGUAAUCUGUGAUACCCUAAAUUGAUCAGUUUACAAAAGGGCAUUGUUUACUUCAUGAUUUCCUUGAAGAAUAUCAACACUGGUAUGUGUGCUAAUGCUGUGUUGUUAGUGUGAAGGCAAAUAAACCACAUGUUCAAAACUUAAUGUGAAAAUAAAUUCAAUAUGUAAUAUA